AAAUAAAAAAAGGGCAAAGCUGGACCUGGAAAAUCCACAAAAACGGAUGACCCUUGAACCCAAAGCUUCACUAGCACCUAACUCUGUCAGCCUUGUCUUUUAAGCAAACAGCUCAAACCCCAUUAUUCUUUCUCACAACAUGGUUUGGUUGCUCAUCAAAGAACUCAAACCAAAAAGUUCCACCCUUCAGUCCAAGCGUUCUAGCCAAAGCAUCCAGCUUUUUAGCAGUUUCAAGUCUCCCAGCGGUAGUCAUCACCGGUAUACAGAAAGGAUGGGAUCGUUCCAAGCGCCUCCUGGAAUGAGAAGCUCUGCAUUGUUAGAAACUUCAUGUGGAUAUUUACUUCAAGAGUUGCAGAUGAUAUGGAAUGAAGUUGGAGAAGAUCAGUCAGAAAGAGAGAAGGUUCUACUAGAAUUAGAACAGGAAUGUCUGGAGGUCUACCGGAGAAAAGUUGACCGAGCAAAUAUGUCAAGAGCUCGCCUGCAUCAGGAACUCGCCGAAUCUGAAGCUGAAUUCACUCACCUUCUUUUGUCCCUUGGUGAACGUUCCCUUCCCGGACGGCCAGAGAAAAUGUCAGGAACAAUAAAGCAACAACUUGAUUCCAUUACGCCAGCAUUGCAGGAAAUGCGGUUGAGGAAAGAAGAGAGAGUAAACCAGUUCAGAGCUGUACAAGGGCAAAUUCAGAAAAUCUCUGCCGAAAUUGCUGGUCAGUCAGAAUAUGAUGACUCCAUAACAAACGUCAAGGUGAAUGAGAAUGAUCUUUCUUUGAAGAAACUUGAGGAAUAUCAGAAUGAGCUCCAAAGACUCCACAAUGAGAAGAACAACAGACUCCAGCAAGUGGAAAAAUAUAUAGCUGCUGUUCACAAUUUGUCUGCAACAUUGGGGAUGGAAUCUUCCAUGAUUAUUACAAAGGUUCACCCAAGCUUGAAUGAACUGUGUGGGAUUUCGAAAAACAUAAGUGACGGUAUUUUGGCCAAACUCAACAGCACAGUGGAGUCACUGCAAGAAGAAAAACAAAAGCGGCUUGAGAAGCUUCACCAACUUGGUAAAGCAUUGAAAAAUUUAUGGAGCCUAAUGGAUACAUCCUAUGGAGAUCGCUACUUGUUUUCCCAUGUUAUUGAUCAAUUAUCAGUCUCAUCAGCUGAAGUAUCUGAUCCUGGAAGCCUUACACUGGAUAUAAUCCAACAGGCCGAAGCUGAAGUUAAGAGAUUGGAUCAAUUAAAGGCAAGCAAAAUGAAAGAGCUAUUUCUCAAGAAACAGAAUGAGCUUGAAGAGAUAUGCAAUAAAUCACACAUGGAGAUUCCUUCAAGAUCAGAGAUGGAAAAUAUACUAAACCUGAUAAACACAGGGGAGAUUGACUAUGCUGAGCUCCUCAUGAGCAUAGAUGAACAGAUAUCAAGAGCAAAGGAAGAAGCAUCAAGUAGAAAAUCAAUAAUGGAGAAGGUGGAAAAAUGGAUACUAGCUCGUGAUGAGGAGCGGUGGCUGCAAGAAUAUAGCAUGGAUGAGAAUAGAUAUUCGGUCAGCAGGGGCGCUCACAGGAACCUGAGACGUGCAGAAAGGGCCCGAGUAACAGUCAACAAAAUCCCAGCAUUGGUGGAUUCACUCAUGGCAAAAACCAAGAGUUGGGAAGAAGAAAGAAGGAAAGUUUUCCUGUAUGAUGAGGUACCUCUUUUGGCAAUGUUGGAAGAGUACAACCUGUCUAGGCAAGAAAGAGAAGAAGAAAAGCAAAGGCAACGGAUGAAGAAGGUCCAAAGCCAGGUAGUAGUUGAGCAAGAAAACUUCACUACAUCUAGGCCAUCCACCAGUAAUCGGCGCCUUUCAAACAAGAGCUUAAAUGGAGGUUUUGGCAAUGCAAGCCCUUUAAACAGGAGGCUUUCCUUGAGUAUCCAGCAGCUAGGAUCAAAUGGCAAAAGCUCGGUGGCUCUUGGUACAUCCUUCAUCAAAGAAGGGAAGAAAGAGCAAGGAAAGAGGAUAUUUCCUCGACCAAAUUUCACCUCUCAGCUAAGAGAUGAAACAGCUUCAGUGGUAUCAACAUUUUCUGGGCCCUUAUCACCUUGAAAUCAUGAAAGAUCCAUUCUGAUCUAAUGCACUAGUAACCGGAAAAGCUUAUUGUAAGUUUGAAGAGGAAAUAUAUAUAUGUUUGCAGAGAAUAAGUUCAGUUUGUCAAAAAAAAAAAAGACCUUGCUGUGUAGUUAUAUAAAGUCUCUUGGUUCGAAUUCUUAAGUUAACAUUUGUCCUUACAAUGAAAAAGAAUGGAAAAUAUUUUUGCUUUCUUGCUA
Molecule: messenger RNA, 2277 nt
Organism: Gossypium raimondii (Peruvian cotton)
Lineage: Eukaryota; Viridiplantae; Streptophyta; Magnoliopsida; Malvales; Malvaceae
Product: 65-kDa microtubule-associated protein 8
Exons: 11
Coding region: 140-2056 (638 amino acids)
Biological process (GO): microtubule cytoskeleton organization
Cellular component (GO): cytoplasm; spindle
Molecular function (GO): microtubule binding
Source: RefSeq, a predicted model, not a curated record